Messenger RNA from Oppiella nova, 504 nucleotides. Lineage: Eukaryota; Metazoa; Arthropoda; Arachnida; Sarcoptiformes; Oppiidae. The record is from the annotation of a GenBank genome assembly.
AUGCUAAUGUGGGCCAUAUAUGCUGUCACUGAAGCGAUGAGAAGACUCCGACCGCAAGACAUGGAACUAAUUCAGAGCAAAAUAGUCCGCUAUCUGGCGAUGGCUGCCGUCGUGCUGAUGGUGGGCAAGACGCUCGCCCGGAGCGACACCGCGUCCACCAAGCCGUCCACAUACAGCCCCUACAGCUCGCUCAUGUACUCGCCAUACUCAUCGAUGAUGUCGUCGAUGUCGUCCAUGUACUCGCCCUACUCGCCGUCGAUGGCCUCCUCGAUGGUGAUGCCCUACUACUCGAGCGCCUACCCGUACGCGCCCUCAGCCGCCGCCGCCACCUCCUACGGCCACUCGUCGAGCUACGGUCACCCCUCGCAGUACGUGAUGGCCGCCAGUUAUCCGCACUCGGCGUACGUCCCGAUGCCAUACAUGGGUGGCUACGGCGCCUAUUCACCGGUUUCCAGUUAUUACGGAUAAUAUGUAUCUCUAUUUGUUUGAGACUCCGUUUCUCCC